AAUACGCUAAUUAUACUGUCAAAUAGUGGCGCAUCAUCGAGGGGGCAAACAUUUCUUUUGUUCGCCGAAAACAUUUCUCAGCUGAACUCCCACACUCUCUUACUUGGCCUUCUCCAAUUUCAUCAAAAAGUAAGAAGAUAGCUAUGGACCCUUCAGAGCUUAGGUAUUAUGAGGACGAUGACACUCCAACAAUGAAAAUAAUCAAGGGUACAACUACUGGUUUUGUUGCCGGAACUAUCUGGGGAACCAUUGUUGCUACGUGGUAUGAUGUGCCUCGUGUUGAGAGAAGUGUUGCCCUACCAGGGCUUGUAAGAACACUGAAGAUGAUGGGCAAUUAUGGAAUGACAUUUGCUGCAAUUGGGGGAGUCUAUAUUGGUGUUGAGCAGCUUUUGCAGAAUUAUAGGAUGAAGAGAGACUUUGUCAAUGGUGCUGUUGGUGGUUUCGUGGCUGGGGCUUCCAUCCUUGGUUUCAAAGGGAGGAGCAUCUCAAGAGCUAUUUCUGCUGGAUCGGUGCUGGGAUUCACCUCCGCCGCAAUUGAUGCUGGAGGUCAGACAACAAGACAAGAAGUAGGCAAAGAGCUUUACCCUUAUACCAUCAAGAAAAGACCUGCUGAUUCAUAAACCCUGCAUGUAAAUGUUGAGAAGACACAUCAAACUUAAUGCGAGAUAAUCAGUCCUGUUUGUUGAACUGGAUGUCUUUGUUUUUGAAGAUUUAAUCAUACUCUCAGUUCCCUUUUGCUCUUUGCUUUUAGAGAGAGAAUGUUGGUUUGAAUAAAAAUACCUUGUCAUUUAUCAAAAUCAUGUUAUAGAUGACAGUUUCUGAAACUAUUGAAUUCUUUAUUACUGCUUUUGCAAUUGUUAUUAAUUUUUGCUGUA
Molecule: messenger RNA, 875 nt
Organism: Durio zibethinus
Lineage: Eukaryota; Viridiplantae; Streptophyta; Magnoliopsida; Malvales; Malvaceae
Product: outer envelope pore protein 16-3, chloroplastic/mitochondrial-like
Biological process (GO): protein insertion into mitochondrial inner membrane
Cellular component (GO): chloroplast; TIM22 mitochondrial import inner membrane insertion complex
Source: RefSeq, a predicted model, not a curated record